AUGCUUGUGGCAGUAAUUGUAUCAUUGAUACUUGCAGUGACAUGCUUCAAAUACGAGGAGGACUCAUCAGAACAUUCCACAGACAAUGUCUUCACAAGAUUCCUGGAGAAUACAAUAAACGACACAGACAUAAACCAGAACCCAAAAGACAAAACCCAUGGUGUAAAAGUGGAAGACAUAAAUCGAACAGAUAACAAUCACAUAAAAGAACUGAAUCAACCACAAAACACCACCAAACGCCUUUCUAUGAUGAAAAGUAAAGAAAAUGCUAUUAAAACACUCAAUACAGCCAGCACAGGAAGAAACAAAAGGUACAUGGGCAGCAAACAGAAAAAGACUGUUUCAAGCCAAACAGAAGUACAGCCGGAUCUUACAUUUGAGACCCCGAUAUCUGCAUCGCUUCUACUCAAGCCAUCAAAUACACAAAAAGAUAUUGUGAUCAGUCAGGGCGAUAUUAAGGAAAUGUCGGAUUCAUUGAAGGAAGUAGAAAAGCUGAUUACUGGUCUGAAUACAUUGAAAAAUAAACUUAAAUCUAUUCUCAAGAAGACAUCACAGCCUUCAAGAGAAGACAAACCGCCCACAGACUUACUGAACUAUAAUUUCAUAGAAGUCACCGAAAAUACACAGACAGAGAGCAAGUAA
This is a messenger RNA of Ordospora colligata OC4, 642 nucleotides long. RefSeq lists its product as uncharacterized. The record is from RefSeq and is a predicted model, not a curated record. The transcript has a single exon. Bases 1 to 642 code for a protein of 213 amino acids. Lineage: Eukaryota; Fungi; Microsporidia; Ordosporidae.